AUGAUAUCAUUUUUACUUAUCAUGCUUCGUCAGAUCAGCAAGAUAAAGAAGAGAUUCAGAACAGUCGAUGGCGCUGAUGUCUCACUCGUCCGCGUAAUUGGUAACGCUGAUACAAAGGACUAUGACCCAUUUUUAAUGCUUGAUGCUUUCGAUUCUACAAAUCCACGUGAUUACCUGGCAGGAUUUCCAAUGCAUCCACACCGUGGCAUGGAAACAAUUACAUACCUAAUUGAAGGCGAGAUAGAACACCAAGACUCACUUGGCAACAAAGGUGUAAUUCAUGGUGGAGAAGCACAAUGGAUGACAGCUGGUAGCGGAAUUGUUCAUCAGGAAAUGCCAGCAGCAGCUCCACGUAUGCUUGGUGCCCAAAUUUGGCUCAAUCUUCCAAAAGUUAACAAAAUGGUAGAUCCAGCCUAUGGAGAUAUAAAGAAGAACGAUAUGCCAGUAGUCCAAAUUCCAGGCGGAGAACUCAAGAUCAUUGCAGGAAAGUUUGGCAAUGUUACUGGCGCUUUCAAACCAAAAUACGUUCAGGCAAAUUACUUCGAUAUCAAAUUAAAUCCAAACGCCGAAUUCGAAUUAGAUACUGAUCCAAAUUACAAUCUUUUCGCUUACUUAUUUGAAGGAUCUGCUGACUUUUCUGGAGAUCAUAAAGGUUCUCCAGUUGCAGAGAAGCAGGCAGUUCUUUUCACAAAGGGAGACAAGCUUUCCAUCAAAGCUGGCAACAAUGGCGUCAGAAUGAUCGUAUUAAGCGCUCCAUCUCUCCACGAACCAGUUGCUUGGGGAGGCCCAAUCGUUAUGAAUACAAUGGAUGAACUCUAUGCAACAUACGAAGAACUUGAUAAUGACACAUUCCUCAAACACAAGAAGAACUAA
Messenger RNA from Trichomonas vaginalis G3, 873 nucleotides. RefSeq lists its product as uncharacterized. The record is from RefSeq and is a predicted model, not a curated record. The transcript has a single exon. Bases 1 to 873 code for a protein of 290 amino acids. NCBI's taxonomy places the organism in Eukaryota, Parabasalia, Trichomonadida, Trichomonadidae.